Molecule: messenger RNA, 708 nt
Organism: Enhydra lutris kenyoni (northern sea otter)
Lineage: Eukaryota; Metazoa; Chordata; Mammalia; Carnivora; Mustelidae
Gene: SPMIP5
Product: chromosome unknown C10orf82 homolog
Exons: 5
Coding region: 1-708 (235 amino acids)
Source: RefSeq, a predicted model, not a curated record
AUGGAGUCUUCCAGGACCUUCAUGAGACAUCUGCCAAUCACACCAGGCUACAGUGGCUUUGUACCCUACCUCAGCUGCCAGCAGGCCACCAGCAAGGACAGCAUGGCCCACUGUCUGAAGAUCUUCCAGGAGAUCACACAACGCUAUAAAAACCAGAUGGAGGAAUUUCGCUGCUCGGUAGCCACUGCCCAGAGGCUGAAGCCCGUCUGCUCCGAGGAGACCGUCCUGCGGGCGCUGCACCAGUAUUACCGGCAACAUCACCCCCUGUGUCUGGAAUGCAAAAACAUCAAGAAACCUCUCUACGAGCCCCCGAUCCCGGGCUGGGCUGGCUACCUCCCAAGAGCCAGGGUCACCGAAUUAGGCUGUGCCACGCGGUACACUGUCAUGGCCAGAAACUGCUACAGGGACUUCCUGGGCAUCAUAGAGCAGGCCAGGAUGGCACACCUGAAGCCAUUUGAGGAAAUGUAUGGCGACAGGUCCACCCAACCUCCUUCCGUCCCUUCUCCAAAAGUUUUGCAGCAUGAAGGACCGCUGCCCAAAUGUCUGGAGUUUUCUGUCGCAGGUGGCAGCUGUCUUGCCCAUGGGAGACCCCUGACAGAGGAACCCAGACCUCCAGUGACAUGUGGCUGUGCCCAAGGGACAAAUAUGUUGUGCAGCGGGAAGAUUUACCUUGAGCCACUCUUCUCAGCAAAGUAUGCGGAAAGCUGA